UCCUCUAUAAGAAGAAUUUCCUCUGGCGUAGACAUAGUCUGUCUAAUCUGUGUUCGAUGAACAUAAGAAUAAAAUAAACAAUUGCAAAUGGAAAAUUCAAUUUUAAUAAAAUUAAAGUUUUUAAUUCCGUUUGGCAUAAUAAUUGUGAUUAACAAUGAUAAUAACUAUCAAUUAGGUACAUAAAAGAGGAGACUAAAUAAUGUUUUGGCCGCUACGGGCUACUUUAUUCUAGCCACAGAAUUAAAUAUAUGUACGUACCCGUUUCGAUGAUUUAUUUUAUUUACUAUUUAUCGAGAUUAUAUUGUAAUUGUAAAAAUGAUGUGACUAGACGACCUUCUCACUGUUGAAACUUAUUAAGACAUUACUUUUACCAUUGUUCAGAAAUAGAAUCAUUUCUAGUUUGUGUAUGGAAAGCAUCAACGAAUUAAUUCUAUUUAAAUUUGUAUUAAUCUAAUUAUGGCUACUUCUUACUAUCUAUUAAAAAUGUUAAAAAGCAAAAAAACACCAGACAUUUAUAGUUACUACCAGGAUUUACCAAAAUCUUGUAUUAUGAAAAUAAAAGAUGACUUACAAUCCAAAUGCAGGGUUUGUCUGGAAAAAGGUACGAUAUCUAUAUAUGAUAGUGAAAAUUCUCAUGAUGCUAUUGAGGCUUUACAAUACUUUGGUGAUAUUAAAGUAAAUGAAGAGGAUGAAUAUCCAAAAUUACUGUGUGAUAUCUGUUUUAAGUUUAUUAAUGCUGCUAUGAUGUUUAGAAAUACGGCAAAACGUUCAGAUGAAGUGUUACGAAAGCCUGUUAAACAAGAAAGUGACCCAGCAGACAAUAUACCAGAAUCAGAUUUUGAUUAUGCUGAGUGUAUGCCAUAUGACAAUCAAAUUGCCCAAAAAUGGCCAAAUAUAUCUGAAAUUGAGAAUAAAGAUGUUAAAAUGGAGGAAAAGAAAGAAAAAAGUAAAUAUACACCUAAAGUUACAUGUCAUAUCUGUCACAAGGUUAUAAACAGAUCAUAUUAUAAAGAACACAUAACUAUGCAUGAUCCAGACCAUAAGAAAUAUGUAUGUGAUGUUUGUGGGAAGUCUUUUAGACUACGUUGUGCAUAUCACAAUCAUAGCUUGAGACACAGGAAUGACUUUCCUUAUAAAUGUACAUUUUGCCCAUAUAAAGGCCGUUAUGCAGAAUUAUUGAAAACCCAUAUGAGAACACAUACUGGAGAUUAUAGGUACAUGUGUACUGAAUGCCCUGCCAGAUUUUUGUUUAAAAGUAACUUAAAUAGUCAUAUGUUGAAACAUAAAGAACCACAGUAUAAAUGUGAUACUUGUAAAAGAGGGUUUCAUACAAAACUACUGUUGCAAAGACAUUUUGAAGCCGACCAUUUGGGCAUAAAGAAUCAUGUCUGCAAUAUGUGUGGAAAGGCAUUUGGGUACAGAAAUGCUAUGAUGAAGCACCAGAGGCAUGUGCAUAAAAGAGAAAAGUUGCUCUUUGGUAGAAUGCCCUCAUAUUUAGAAGCAGAACAUAAAAAACAAGAUCUUUAAACAUUCAACAAAAUAUCUUAAAACCUGUUAAACUAUAGUUAAUAUUAAAUUGUGUUUACAUUCACACAA
This is a messenger RNA of Galleria mellonella (greater wax moth), 1596 nucleotides long. RefSeq names its product zinc finger protein 235-like. Gene Ontology annotation, biological process: regulation of transcription by RNA polymerase II. The record is from RefSeq and is a predicted model, not a curated record. The transcript has a single exon. Gene Ontology annotation, cellular component: chromosome; nucleus. Lineage: Eukaryota; Metazoa; Arthropoda; Insecta; Lepidoptera; Pyralidae. Bases 457 to 1527 code for a protein of 356 amino acids. Gene Ontology annotation, molecular function: zinc ion binding; chromatin insulator sequence binding.